Molecule: messenger RNA, 621 nt
Organism: Pseudocercospora fijiensis CIRAD86
Lineage: Eukaryota; Fungi; Ascomycota; Dothideomycetes; Mycosphaerellales; Mycosphaerellaceae
Exons: 3
Coding region: 1-621 (206 amino acids)
Cellular component (GO): nucleus; cytoplasm
Source: RefSeq, a predicted model, not a curated record
AUGCGUGUCCUAUGCCUCCACGGACAAGGCGCAAGUCCUGAGAUCAUGGAAAGUCAAACCAGCUCUUUCAGAGCACUCCUCCCUCCUACUUGGACGUACGAUUAUCUCGAAGCUCCGAACGACAGUGCACCCGGUCCAGGAAUCGAAGGCGUGUAUCCGCCACCUCAUUACUGCUUUUUCGAUUGGUAUACGCCUGAGCGGAUGCGGGAAGCUGUCGAGUACGUGCGCGAAGUCAUUGAGGAAGAUGGACCAUACGAUGCCAUCAUGGGUUUCAGUCAGGGUGCCUCGGUGACAGCUUCGCUCCUUGCAGAGUCCGCAGGAAACCUCAAAUUUGCCGUAUUCAUAUGCGCUGCACUGAUCCCACCCAGCUCCGCGACGUCCGACGAGCUUGCUCGAACCAUCGGAUCCUUCGGUCAUAUCGAUGUUCCAACUUUGCACGUCAUCGGCCAGCAGGAUAUUUGUUACAGCCAGAGCAUUCAGCUCAGCAAGACUUGCGAACCGUCCCUCUCACAAGUUGUGUUCCACUCUGGUGGACAUGAUGUGCCACGAGAUGAUAUCAACUCGAAGAAGAUCGCUUCGGGAAUUGAGAAAUGUGCCAAGAAGGCGUUGUCGCAGUUCUGA